This is a messenger RNA of Tilletiaria anomala UBC 951, 827 nucleotides long. RefSeq lists its product as uncharacterized. The transcript has a single exon. Lineage: Eukaryota; Fungi; Basidiomycota; Exobasidiomycetes; Georgefischeriales; Tilletiariaceae. The coding region runs from base 131 to 748 and encodes 205 amino acids. The record is from RefSeq and is a predicted model, not a curated record.
UUGCUCAUUGCGUCGUCGACUGAAGUCUGGAUGAUGCAGCCCCACCCGCAUUGGACACGAACAGCGAUCGAGAUUCGAUUGAGCUCACCAGCAGCGUUUCGCACUGUUCUGCGAGGAAAAGCAGCUGUAUAUGCAUCUUGUCUUACGCGCUCGCGGGAUUCACUCCAGCAAGCAGGCAUUUGAUACGAAACGCCCCAGGGUAGCGCGGAGGAUCGAAACACGGCCAGAAGGAAGCAUUGCGCUUAAGAGGGAGUCGAAAUUAGAGGAAGGUAGUAUCAUGUUUCCUCUAGGAGGUCUCGAUAACUUGCUGGACGCUCCCCGCGCCUCGAAAUCGCGUCGGAAAGCUGAGGGUGGAAACGGUCAACAGAUAUCGGCUGUGGCUGCAGGAAGCACAAGCUUCGUCGAAAUGGAUGGCGCUGCUGACGAAGAGGAUGAGUCAGACCGGGCGCCUCGCCCACCAAAUUCAUGGAUCCUGUAUCGGUCAGCAAAAAGCCAAGAGAUCAAGCGUGACAUGGAGGAGAGCGGAGCAUGGGCUAGCUCCCCGCCUGUGUCGAGUCGACAACGGCAAGCGGAGAUCUCUCGCACUGUCAGCAUGAUGUGGAAGAACGAGGCGAAGGAAGUAAAGGACAUGUACUCUGCGAUGGCGGAGGAAAGGAGGCUGGGUCAUCGUCAGCGAUAUCCAGUGAGUUGUCCGCAAAAGUCUUUCUGUCAAGACGGAGGCAUUGAAUACUCUACUGAUCCGCUCUGAGCACAUGCGCUUACCAAUAGAAUUAUAAGUAUCGUCCAAAGCGACGCAGCUCUGAUACUGGAUUGCGGGAAACGUCGAC